Molecule: messenger RNA, 1173 nt
Organism: Parascedosporium putredinis
Lineage: Eukaryota; Fungi; Ascomycota; Sordariomycetes; Microascales; Microascaceae
Source: the annotation of a GenBank genome assembly
AUGGCCGACCCUUACCACGAUGGCACCCACCCGGCCCAGAGGCAAAAAGACAAGAAGAAGGCCAAAAGCCUUCCUCUCGGCCUGCUUCUCCAAGAAGCUACUGCCAAAGUCCAAACGGGCGACCACGAAUCCGCCGUGAAGCUCGCCGAACGAGUGCUCGAUGCGACGGGCAAAGAUGGCGACUUUGAACUGGCAGCCCUGAACCUCUUGGGGCUAGCCUACAUCGAGAUGGGCGACGUCGAUCUAGCGCGGCCGAGGCUCCUGAGGGCCGUCGAAAUAGACGCGGACGGCUCCAUGGACGAGCGUGGGCGGGGGCGCGGAAAAAUUCCUCUGGCUCGCGCAGAUCAGCGAGGACGGCGGCCGGGACAGCGUGGACUGGUACGAAAGGGCGCAGCGGUGCUUCGACGACACAUACAGGCCCUUUCGGAAAAGACGAAGCGCACGGCGCUCGACGAUGCCGCGCUGGAGGAGAAGAGGCAGGGUCUGGCGGGCGUGCUGUGCGCCGUGGCCGAAGUCUACAUGACGGACCUAUCGUGGGAGGAGGACGCGGAGCAGAGGUGCGAGGCGCUGGUGACGGAGGCCACGAUGGCGUGCCCCGAGUCCCCCGAGACGUGGCAGACGGUGGCCAACGUGCGCAUCUCUCAGCAGCGGGUGGAUGAAGCCAAGACGGCGCUGCGGAGGAGCAUGGAGCUCUGGCAGGAGCUGCCCAUUGGGGACCUCAAAGUGCCCGAGUUCGCCACGCGCAUCAGUUUGGCUCGGCUCCUCAUGGAGGUGGAGGUGGAGCCGGUGGCGAUGGAGGUGAUUGAUAGGCUUGUGGCGGAGGACGACGAGAGCGUGGAGACGUGGUAUCUCGGCGGCUGGUGCCAGUAUAUCCAGGGCGAGAAGAAGAAGAAGACGACGACGACGACGACGACGGACGCGGAGGCCGAGGAGGCGCGCAAAGAGCUGUGGACGUCGGCGCGGCGGUGGUUGAGGCAGUGUUUGAAGCUGUAUAAGCAGCAGGACUACGAGGAUGACCGGUUAGGCGAGCAUGCUAGGGAGCUCACGCGCGCCAUUGAUGAGGUGCUGGGCCCGUCUCCUGAGGGGGAAGAUGAUGAUGAGGAUGAUGUUUGGGAGGACGAUGACGACGAAGGUGAGGGGAGCAGCGAUGACGAGGAUGAGGAAAUGGGCUAG